AAUCCUAAUUUCCCUGUAAAUGUUCUUAAUUCAAUUCACUUUCUAAAACCCUAGAUCCUAAAAUGAUGAGAAGAAUCUCUUCACUCCUCACCGCUACUAACAGACUAUACUCGAACCCACAACCCCCACUACAAUUCCACUCCAUACAGUCCCUACGAUGCCCCAAUUCGAUCCCAAGAAAUAUUUUUUCAAGCAAAAUUUUGAUGGGGAUUAGGGCUUACAGUCUUUUGAGCUUGAAUGACUUGAGAGAUAAUAUACCUAGAAAAAAGAAGACCAGAAAGGGGCGAGGGAUUGGUUCAGGGAAGGGAAAAACUGCUGGGAGAGGACAUAAGGGCCAGAAGGCUAGAGGCUCUGGGAAGUUAGGGUUUGAGGGGGGGCAGACUCCAAUGCGACGUCGAUUGCCGAAAAGAGGAUUCAAAAACCCUUUUAGCCUUACCUUUCAGCCAGUAGGGUUGGGAAAGAUUGCAUAUCUAAUAAAUGCAGGGAAGAUUGAUUCUCAUGAAUUGAUCACAAUGAAAACUCUCAAGGAUGCUGGAGCCAUAGGGAAGCAGAUACAAGACGGUGUACGAUUGAUGGGACGUGGAGCUGAAAAGAUCGAGUGGCCUAUUCAUCUGGAGGUGUCAAGGGUGACCGUUAGAGCGAAAGAAGCGGUUGAAGCAGCAGGCGGUUCUGUCCGAAAAGUUCAUUACAACAAAUUGGGUUUGCGGGCAUUACUUAAGCCAGAGUGGUUUGACAAGAAGGGGAGGUUGUUGCCAAGACCAGCCAGGCCUCCUCCGAAACUGAAAGAUAAAGUCGAUAGCAUUGGCCGCCUCCCAGCGCCAACCAAACCUAUUCCAUUCUUCACUGAAGAGGGGGCGGCAACCUCGCUGUCUGCCUAGUUUGCCUAAUUUUUGAGCUGUUUGUAAGCUUCAACUUCAAGAUUUGUAUUGCCAGGAUAGUAAUAUCAUGCAGGCAAAUUUUGAUUUGCAAAAGAGACUUUUUGUUCUUGUUCUGCUUCAGUGCAGCUUGACAUAAAUUAUCAAAACAUGAGAAGGGUGUUCAUGUAUUAGAAUCAAUAUAAUUUUUGUUUUUAAAAGCAAUCUAAUAAAUUUUAGGAAUCUCCUAUAUUUCUAACA
Mangifera indica (mango) is the source of this 1115-nucleotide messenger RNA. RefSeq names its product 50S ribosomal protein L15. Bases 63 to 878 code for a protein of 271 amino acids. The record is from RefSeq and is a predicted model, not a curated record. Gene Ontology annotation, molecular function: structural constituent of ribosome. Lineage: Eukaryota; Viridiplantae; Streptophyta; Magnoliopsida; Sapindales; Anacardiaceae. Gene Ontology annotation, cellular component: mitochondrial large ribosomal subunit. The transcript is spliced from 4 exons. Gene Ontology annotation, biological process: translation.